UUCAUUUAGUCUCUUUGCGGCUUUGAAUUUAAAUUUUUCGAAUUUAUAUUUAUGAAGAUUUAAAACAUUUCGUUCCAUGUCUUGUUCAAAGUGAAUUGUAAGCAUUUUAGUUUGAUCGAAACCAUUAGGAUCUGAGUUGCGCGGUAAGCAAAAUAAUUGUUGAUUCUCGUUGUACUAACAGACGUGAUUGAUAAAGUUCCGGCAAAUUGUUGUACACAGGUAAGUAUACUCACAGUGUUGUUGCAAACAUGAACCCAACACUUUCAAAACAUUAUGUUAAAUUCAUACGCUCUUUCUGUACUGCGAUCAAAUUAAACCAUGUGAAACCAUUCGAAGAUAUACCUGGUCCCGUCGGACCUUUUGGACUCGGGACACUGUACAAAUACCUUCCAAUUAUAGGAUCUUAUAAAUGGAACGAGCUACAUCGAAUUGGUAAAGAGAAAUAUUGCAUUUGGGGGCCGAUCGUUCGUGAAAAAAUUGUUCCCGAUGUAACAGUAGUGUGGCUGUUUGAUCCGAACGAUAUCGCUAAAGUGCUGAACGAUUCCAGUCCAGGUGUGUAUCCGCGGAGAAAGAGUCAUUUGGCAUUGGAAAAAUAUCGAAAAGAUCGAUCGCACAUCUACAAAAGCGGUGGAUUGUUGCCAACGAAUGGUCCUGAAUGGUGGCGCAUCAGAUCGGAAUUCCAGAAAGGACUCAGUUCCCCGACUAAUGUUAGAAGUUUUUUAUCAGUUACAGACGAUAUAACUGAUGAGUUUGUGAUUAAUUUAGAAGAUACCCGAGUCAAUGACGAUGUUCCAGACUUUUUACCCACAUUGGCACGACUCAAUUUGGAACUUCUUUGUCAUCUCGUCUUCGAUGUGCGCAUGAAUAGUUUCUCCGAGUCUGAACUAGAUCCUAAAUCUCGAUCAUCGAAACUGAUUGAAGCUGCUGAAACUACGAAUAGUUUAACAUUGCCAACGGAUCAAGGACUACAGCUGUGGCGAUAUUUUGAAACGCCAAAAUACCGUAAAUUACGAAAAGCUCAGGAAUUUAUGGAGAGUGUGGCUGUUGACUUUGUAACACAGAAGUUAACAUAUUUUGACCAGACGAACGCUACCAAAGAGAAAGAUAAUCCUCGAACUCAGAACCCAUCUUUGUUGGACGACUACCUUAAAAAUCCAAAUAUUGAUUUGGCCGACAUUACCGGAAUGGCUGGUGAUAUGUUGCUGGCUGGAAUAGAUACUACGACGUACACCACAUGCUUCGUUUUGUACCACUUAGCUCAACAUCCUACAGUUCAGCAAAAAUUGUAUCAAGAAACUUGUGAUAUUCUACCGGAUAGUUCAGCAAAAUUGGAAGAGUCCAUUUUCCACAACAGGGCAUCGUACGCGAGGGCAGUUCUGAAGGAGUCUUUGCGACUGAAUCCUAUUUCGAUUGGAGUAGGAAGGAAAUUGAACAGUGAUCUAGUGCUAAGCGGUUACAGUGUUCCGCAAGGAACGGAAGUGGUAACGCAGAAUUUAGUUGCAUGUCGCUUACCACGUAAUUUCGUGAGGCCAGAAGAAUUUAGACCAGAACGAUGGCUCAAAGAAGAAAAAAGUAAAUUUAACGCUCAUGUCAAUCCGUACUUGGUUUUGCCUUUUGGACAUGGAAUGCGUGCUUGCAUUGCUCGAAGAUUAGCUGAACAGAAUAUGCUAGUUCUGAUGAUUCGGCUUGUGCGGCAGUUUGAAAUCGGCUGGGCCGGAAGAAGUGGACUAGACAUCAAAACCGAUCUCAUAAACAAACCUGACCAACCCGUUAGACUAACGUUUAAAAGAAGAUAAUGAAAAUUAUAAUUCGUUUCCAGCAAACUCUGAAUCAAUUCAUUUCUCAACAAUAAUUUAUUUACAUUCUAAAGUUUUAGAUGCUAAAUAAGUAAAUAGACAACAAGUUAAAUAAGUU
Molecule: messenger RNA, 1914 nt
Organism: Bradysia coprophila
Lineage: Eukaryota; Metazoa; Arthropoda; Insecta; Diptera; Sciaridae
Gene: dib
Product: Cytochrome P450 302a1, mitochondrial
Molecular function (GO): iron ion binding; heme binding; monooxygenase activity
Source: RefSeq, a predicted model, not a curated record